AUGAGCUUCCAAGCUGUACUAGGUGCGAUACCAGCGCUUUUCUUUCUACUUCUUUCCAACCUGAGCCUCAGCGUCGCAGCUCCUCCGGUUCUCGCCUACCCGCCGAAUGCCCCCCCCGGAGCGAGACAAAAUGUCACGCAGGCGUUCAAAGAUGCCAUGACGCUUGCGAGGAUUGUCGCCAUAACAGCCACCGACUGUGACCCAGCAUUUCUGCGGUAUUUCCAGCCACAGGAUUACACGUUUGUGCAGCGCAUUUUUAGAACCAUCAGCAACGUCGACCUGUUUAUGGAUAUCACUCCACAGGACGUCCCGCAACUGCUCGCCGAGUCAAACUUGCCCUCGUCAUGGAACCCGGACUUUGUCGCCCUGUGCAUCGCCUUCGGGGACAACCCGUUCAACCCGGCCGACCUGGACCACUCGUGCGCCGGCGGCGACAACGCAUACACGGUCUACGACACGAGCCCCACGGCGCGCUUCUCGGGCCUGGUCUCACUGUGCCCGGGCUCGCCCAUGUUCGUCUGGCGCCUGUCGAUCAGAGACACGAUCAGCCCGCCAGCGUGGGGCCGCGUCGGCGGCGUCGCGAUGGGAGAGCCCCUGCCGGGUUUCGGGUGCGACGGGCUCGGCGACCGCGACACGGCGUACAUGAAGGUGAUUGGGUCGACGGUGCUGCACGAGCUGCUGCACUGGCCGUGGAUGUUCCUCAGCGUGCCGGACUACACGACCCUGAUCCCGGACCACGACCACCGCAUCACCGACUACACGGGGCCGUGGGUCGAGGGCGCCUACGGGCCCUACAACGCCAUGCGCAUCAACCAGCUCCCGCCCGACCCCCGCACCGGCAUGUCCCAGUCCAUCCAGAACGCGGACAAUUACGUCUCCUACGCCCUCUCGCGCUUCUGGUCCUUUCGCUGCCACAAGACCUUUGGGCCCGCCCUGUCUGCAGAUGAUAAUUACAAUGUCGCAGAUAGGCAGAGGGGGCCGGGAUGA
Molecule: messenger RNA, 987 nt
Organism: Fonsecaea nubica
Lineage: Eukaryota; Fungi; Ascomycota; Eurotiomycetes; Chaetothyriales; Herpotrichiellaceae
Exons: 2
Coding region: 1-987 (328 amino acids)
Molecular function (GO): metallopeptidase activity
Source: RefSeq, a predicted model, not a curated record